CACUCCCAAUUUACUGCUAAAAAUGAUGGCCCAGAAAAAAAUUAAGAAAACCGAUAAUAUGUCAACAUCAAAUUUCCAAAUGUCCUACGUCGAAAUCAGGUGUUCUGUGUCAUCGAGGAAUCAACUAACUGCUUAUUGCUUGUUUCAAUAUUUUUGAGGAGAAUUCAAAAUAUCCACCAUAUCUGAAAGACACAUAAAAAUGGCCCAAAUAGGGGAACCAUUAACUUUAUCAAGAGACAUAAAAAGAUCCAUAGAACUCUUAGAGAAAUUGCAAAAAAGUGGAGAGGUACCUGCGACAAAGCUGGCUGCUCUUCAGAAAGUUUUACAGAGUGAUUUCUUGAAUGCUGUUCGUGAGGUGUAUGAGCAUGUGUAUGAAACUGUCGAUAUCCAAGGGUCCCAAGAUGUUAGAGCCUCCGCCACUGCUAAAGCAACCGUGGCUGCCUUCGCAGCCAGUGAAGGACAUGCACAUCCCAGAGUAGUAGAACUACCAAAGACCGACGAAGGUCUGGGUUUCAAUGUUAUGGGUGGAAAAGAACAAAACUCUCCUAUUUACAUUUCGAGAAUAAUUCCAGGAGGGGUGGCAGAUAGACAUGGAGGACUCAAGAGAGGAGAUCAACUUCUCAGUGUGAAUGGAGUGUCUGUAGAUGGCGAGAAUCAUGAGAAAGCCGUUGAGCUUCUGAAGCAGGCACAUGGAUCAGUUAAAUUGGUUGUUCGUUAUACACCAAAGGUUUUAGAGGAGAUGGAGUUGAGGUUUGACAAGCAGAGAGCUAGGAGAAGACAGCAGUAUAAUUGAAAUGUUAGUGAAUGAAUUCACUAACUAGAGGAUAAUCCAAUUUUAAAGUGUUAUUUAUUAUUUGUGCUAUGUUAAGGAGAAUAAUAUUCCAGAGUUGUAAUCCAAGUUGAGUAGAAACUUCAGUUUGGUAA
Molecule: messenger RNA, 924 nt
Organism: Leptinotarsa decemlineata (Colorado potato beetle)
Lineage: Eukaryota; Metazoa; Arthropoda; Insecta; Coleoptera; Chrysomelidae
Gene: veli
Product: L27 and PDZ_signaling domain-containing protein veli
Molecular function (GO): protein binding
Source: RefSeq, a predicted model, not a curated record